Grammomys surdaster is the source of this 8487-nucleotide messenger RNA. It is a transcript of the gene Znf609, whose product is annotated as zinc finger protein 609. Gene Ontology annotation, cellular component: nucleus. Gene Ontology annotation, biological process: regulation of transcription by RNA polymerase II. The transcript is spliced from 10 exons. NCBI's taxonomy places the organism in Eukaryota, Metazoa, Chordata, Mammalia, Rodentia, Muridae. The record is from RefSeq and is a predicted model, not a curated record. The coding region runs from base 187 to 4419 and encodes 1410 amino acids.
CAUCAGGCUUCAAUCUCUGAGAAUUUAAACUCUUACCAGAUCUGUAUAUUUUUCUUAAAGGCAAUGAUGUUGUCCACUGGACAUGUUCGGACCAAGGAGGCAGGUCUGAGAACGUAGCAGAAGCUGAAAUAGGAAAGCUGGGGCGAGGAAGAGCCUUGAACCUUGAGGUGGGACACUGACUCUAAGAUGUCCUUGAGCAGUGGAGCCUGCGGAGGGAAAGGAGUGGAUACAAACCCAGUUGAGACAUACGACAGUGGGGAUGAAUGGGACAUUGGAGUAGGGAAUCUCAUCAUCGACCUGGACGCCGAUCUGGAAAAGGACCAGCAGAAACUGGAAAUGUCAGGCUCCAAGGAAGUGGGAAUACCAGCUCCCAAUGCUGUGGCCACACUACCAGACAACAUCAAGUUUGUCACCCCAGUGCCAGGUCCUCAAGGGAAAGAAGGCAAAUCAAAAUCCAAAAGGAGUAAGAGUGGCAAAGACACUAGCAAGCCCGCUCCAGGGACGUCAUUGUUCUCUCCAAGUGAGGGAGCAGCAAACAAGAAAGAGGCGCAGGGUCGCUCAGGAGAUGGUGCCCCUGCAGGAGGCCUGGUUGCUGCUGUUGUUCCCAAGGGCUCAGAGAAAGCUGCUAAGGCGUCACGCAGUGUAGCUGGCUCCAAAAAGGAAAAGGAGAACAGCUCAUCUAAGGGCAAGAAGGAGAGAAGUGAAGGUGUGGGGACUUGUUCGGAAAAGGAUCCUGGGGUCCUCCAGCCAAUUCCCUUGGGUGGACGGGGUAGUCAGUAUGACGGAAAUACAGGGAUGGACACGGGAGCUGUGGAGCCCCUUGGGAGCAUAGCUGUUGAACCUAGGGCAGCGCUCAAUCCCUUGGGAACUAAGCCGGAACCAGAGGAAGGGGAGAGUGAGUGUCGGCCACUAAAGAAAGUCAAGUCUGAAAAGAUGGAGUCCCCAGUCUCCACCCCAGGGGUGCUGCCGCUGCAUCUGUUAGUGCCAGUGGUCAAUAACGACAUCUCAUCUCCCUGUGAGCAGAUCAUGGUCCGCACCCGAUCAGUUGGAGUCAACACAUGUGAUGUGGCUCUAGCCACAGAGCCCGAGUGCUUAGGUCCCUGUGAGCCUGGAACCAGCGUCAACCUCGAAGGCAUCGUGUGGCAGGAAACAGAAGAUGGGAUGUUGGUGGUAAAUGUGACAUGGAGAAACAAAACAUAUGUAGGUACACUUCUUGACUGCACAAGGCAUGAUUGGGCACCGCCAAGGUUCUGUGACUCUCCCACCAGUGACUUGGAAAUGCGUAACGGUAGAGGAAGAGGCAAGCGCAUGCGUCCUAACAGUAACACGCCUGUCAGUGAGACAGCCACAGCUUCUGACAGCAAAGGAACCAGCAGCAGCAGCAAGACCCGAGCAGGAGCCAAUAGCAAAGGCCGUCGGGGUAGCCAGAACUCCUCAGAGCACCGCCCUCCUGCCAGCAGUGCCUCUGAGGACGUCAAAGCCAGCCCUUCCUCAGCCAAUAAGCGGAAAAGCAAACCUCUUUCAGACAUGGAGCUGAAUUCUAGCUCAGAGGACUCCAAAGGGAGCAAGCGUGUCCGUACAAAUUCCAUGGGCUCAGCCACGGGGCCCCUCCUUGGGACCAAGGUAGAACCAACUAUUGUGGACAGAAAUUGUCCCUCCCCAGUCCUGAUUGACUGUCCCCACCCAAACUGCAACAAAAAGUACAAGCACAUUAAUGGACUUAAGUACCACCAAGCUCACGCCCACACAGACGAUGACAGCAAACCAGAAGCUGAUGGAGACAGUGAAUAUGGAGAAGAGCCUACCCUCCAUGCAGACCUCAGCAGCUGCAAUGGUGCAUCUGUCUCACAGAAAGGAUCCUUGUCCCCUGCCCGCUCAGCUACCCCCAAAGUUCGGCUUGUUGAGCCUCACAGCCCUUCUCCUUCAAGCAAAUUCAGCACAAAAGGCCUCUGUAAGAAAAAACUGAGUGGGGAGGGAGACACAGACCCUGGAGCUUUAUCCAAUGAUGGCUCUGAUGAUGGACCCUUGGUAAUGGAUGAAACAAGCAACGAUGCCUUUGACUCUUUGGAAAGGAAGUGUAUGGAAAAAGAAAAAUGUAAAAAGCCCUCCAGUUUGAAAUCUGAAAAGAUUCCAUCCAAGAGCUUAAAAUCAGCCCGCCCCAUUGCCCCUGCCAUCCCCCCACAACAGAUCUACACUUUCCAGACAGCCACCUUCACAGCAGCAAGCCCAGGGUCCUCCUCAGGCUUGACCACCACUGUGGUCCAAGCAAUGCCCAACAGUCCCCAACUCAAGCCCAUUCAGCCCAAGCCCACUGUCAUGGGAGAACCUUUCACAGUCAACCCUGCCCUGACCCCUGCCAAGGACAAGAAAAAGAAAGACAAAAAAAAGAAGGACUCAUCAAAGGAAGUUGAAAGUCCUCUGACCCCUGGGAAGGUAUGCCGAGCAGAAGAAGGUAAGAGCCCGUUCAGAGAAUCAACAGGAGAUGGAAUAAAAAUGGAGGGCCUUCUGAAUGGCUCCUCAGAGUCCCAUCAAAGCCGGUUAGCUAGUAUCAAGGCUGAAGCUGAUAAGAUUUACAGUUUCACUGACAAUGCCCCCAGCCCUUCAAUUGGAGGCAGCAGCCGCCUAGAUAGUACUACCCCAACCCAACCCUUAACUCCCCUACAUGUAGUGACCCAGAAUGGAGCUGAAGCCAGCUCUGUCAAAACCAAUAGCCCUGCCUACUCUGACAUCUCUGAUGCUGGGGAGGAUGGGGAGGGCAAGGUGGACAGCGCCAAGUCGAAGGACCCUGAGCUGCUGGUGAAAGAAGGGGCUAAGAAAACACUUUUCCCCCCUCAGCCACAGAGCAAAGACUCACCGUAUUAUCAAGGCUUUGAAAGUUACUACUCUCCAGGUUAUGCACAGUCCAGCCCAGGGGCUCUCACCUCAAGCAGCCAGGCAGGAAUGGAGGGCCAGGCUAUAAAGACAAAAAAGGAUGAGGAGCCUGAGAGCAUAGAAGGGAAAGUAAAAAAUGAUGUCUGUGAGGAGAAGAAGCCGGAGCUGAGCAGUUCCAGUCAGCAGCCCUCUGUCAUCCAGCAGCGGCCCAGCAUGUACAUGCAAUCCCUGUACUACAACCAGUAUGCCUAUGUGCCUCCAUAUGGCUACAGCGACCAGAGCUACCACACACACCUCCUGAGCACCAACACCGCUUAUCGGCAGCAGUAUGAAGAACAGCAGAAGCGUCAGAGCUUGGAGCAGCAGCAGCGGGGACUGGACAAGAAGACAGAGAUGGGCCUGAAAGAGCGGGAGGCAUCACUCAAGGAAGAGUGGAAGCAAAAGCCGUCAAUUCCACCAAUUCUCACCAAGGCCCCCAGCCUGACAGACCUGGUGAAGUCAGGGCCAGGCAAGGCCAAGGAGCCAGGGACUGACCCUGCCAAGUCUGUCAUCAUUCCCAAAUUAGAUGACUCAUCAAAACUCCCCAGCCAGCCCCCUGAAGGCCUUAAAGGGAAGCUGGGUGAGGCCAGCCACCUAGGCAAGGAGGCGUCUGAGGCUAAGACAGGCACUGAGUGUGGCCGACAGGCAGAGGUGGAUCCAAUACUCUGGUACCGACAGGAGACAGAACCUCGGAUGUGGACAUAUGUUUAUCCUGCCAAAUACUCAGACAUCAAGUCAGAGGAUGAUCGGUGGAAAGAGGAACGGGACCGAAAAUUAAAGGAAGACAGGAGCCGGAGUAAGGACUCUGUUCCCAAGGAAGACGGGAAGGAAAGCACAAGCAGUGACUGCAAGCUACCCCCAUCUGAGGAACCCCGCCUCGGGAGCAAGGAGGCCCGCCCCAGCGUCCACGUGCCCGUGUCCUCCCCGCUCACCCAGCACCAGUCCUACAUCCCCUACAUGCAUGGCUACUCCUACAGCCAGUCAUACGACCCCAGCCACCCCAGCUACCGGGGAAUGCCUGCAGUGAUGAUGCAGAACUACCCAGGUUCCUAUUUGCCUUCCAGCUAUUCUUUCUCCCCGUAUGGCAGCAAGGUCUCAAGUGGCGAGGAUGCUGACAAGGCACGUGCCAGCCCCAGUGUAACCUGUAAAGCCAGCUCAGAGUCCAAAGCCCUGGAUAUCUUGCAGCAACAUGCCAGUCACUACAAGAGCAAGUCUCCGACGAUAAGUGACAAAAAUUCUCAGGAGAGAGAUCGGGGAGGCUGUGGGGUGGCUGGGGGUGGUGGCAGCUGUGGCAGUGUUGGGGGAGCAGGAGGUGCUGACAGGAAUGCCGACCGGCCCCGCACAUCCCCUUCCCAGCGCCUGAUGUCCACACACCACCACCACCACCUGGGCUACUCCUUGCUCCCAGCACAGUACAACCUACCCUACGCUGCAGGGCUUUCUUCUACAGCCAUUGUUGCCAGCCAGCAAGGCUCAACUCCCUCACUUUACCCACCCCCCCGGAGGUGAGAAUGAACACCAAGUGCCCAGAUGAAGUCAGCUUCAUGGGCCAGACUGGCUCAUUCGAGGUGAUGCUGGAGGUGCCAUUUUACCAUCAGUUACGGUGUUGAUCAUCCUGUUUGCCAUUCCUACCGUGACUGAAGGCAGACCCUUGGCUGUCUCACCUCCACUAGACCCUCCGACCCCCUGACCCUCCCUCUUCCUCAGGAGCUGGAAAACUGGUACUUUGCAAAAAUACUUAUUCUCUCAGCCACAGUUCUGUUGUGGCAUCGAAGUAGAUGAAGGCAUAGGAGCAACUGAGCGAGCGCAGCCUCAUCCCAGAGAAAUCACUACUCUGUCACCUUAGCCCCGGUCUACUGCCAGAGCAGCACCACACACAUCUGGGAGGGACCCCAAGCGUGGGACAAGGUCUGAGGACAGCACAGCAGCCAUACCCUCACAGUCAUCACCACCAUAAACCAGAUUCCACAUCUCCUCAGUGGUUUGGGCCCUGGGAACUGGCAGCACGUGGAGAAAUUAGAAUCUCAGGAAAGAAGUAGGGAGCUGUUUCCUCCAUAAUUGCGAAGACAAGGCCUUCAAGUGUGGAGACAUCCCCCGCUGAUAUGAGCACAGAUAAAUGCUCAGAGCCUAACCUGUAAAGGGGAGAGUAAGGCACUUACCCACCAGAGUCCUGUGCUCCUGUUAGGCUGAAGACGGGUUCUAGCAACAGCACAGGGCUCCCUGGGCAUGCUGGGAGGAGCUGGAGCAUAAAUGGAGUCUGUGAAAUUGAAUCCGCUUCCUCACCAAAAUUCCUGCUGCUUUUCAUCUCCCAACUCCUUGCCCUUUCUCUUUCCUUUUUAACCCCUUGGUGCCUUUCCCAGGGGGGAGUCCCCAUACUGACCUCACCUCUUCUGCUGCUUUGCUCCUACCUUGGAGUCUGCCACAUCACUUUAAAGCAGCAACUGGAAGGCAGGCUGUUCUUGGAGACAUUCAGUUAUCUGAGUAUCCUUCUCAUUUAGGGUCACAAAUCUAUACAUCCCAGUUCCUCUGUCUACAGGUACAUGAUUUUAUACAGUUCACUCUGUAACUCGAUAUGUGCCAAUUUGAAGAGUGUCUUUGUUACAUACGUUUUUGUUUUAGGGUCCACUGGCCAAGGAGGUGAUUUGCUCCUUAGACCCUAAAACAGCAUAUCCAAGCUUUGCAUGCACAAGUCAGCGUGGACUCUGGAUAAGGCUAUGAGGUGUCAGGCAUUUCUCUGUUCUCCUGAGCUACAAAGUCCUGUUAGUGGAAAGUGAUGGAGUCACUUCUACCCAGCAUGUGAAAUGUUUUUUUAGUUCUCUGCUGUUGCAGGGUAUCAUCCCUUUGUAACCCUUGCCUCCUGUCUUUGCUCCUUGGACUGCAGGAGAGAGAGAAAGAUGCACAGAUACCAGCUUAGGCUAAUAAAGAGCUUGUAAAAAGCACGUCAAAACUGAUAGUUUAAGAGCAGAAAAGUAGGUAGCUCUAACUUCUUUGGGAAAGUGGGGUGGUGGGAGACAGUAAGCACAAAGCUCAAGAGAAGCUAGCUCCCAAGAACUAGUGAACCCUCCCUAUAUAGAAUCAGGCUUCAGUAGUUACCACCUCUCACCUCCAAACCUUUCCUGUUUCCAAGUCCUUGUUUUUGUUCCAGUUGGGUUCUGAGCACUUGGAAAAAUCCUUUUGUUUAGACCUGUUUGUAGGACUCCAAACAGCCUCCUUACCACCAUCGUUCCCCCUGCCACAUGCUGCCACAUGCUGCCCCAGUAAGCAGUAGUCUGGGCAGUGACCCCCUUUCAUUCACAGAGGUAGAUGUUGGGGACGCCAUCUUACCUAAUUCAUUACCCUUACUAAGAAAGCGACUGUCGGCCUAAUUAUGCUCCCCCACCUCCUUCCAAGACUCCAGUGAGUAGAGCCAUGCUCCCAUCUGUUCCUGUUUUUUUAUAUAUAUCUGUAACACUGGCUUACAGUGUGCUUUGUACAUAUUGUUUUAAAAAAAAUUGGAGCAAUUUUGUUUUUCAUUGGGUAAGCAUGGCCCACAUUCCUGCCCUUUCCACUUCAUUUUAUAACAGAGGUGUGUCCGUAUUUGCAAGACAGCCCUAAGAUUCUGCAGAAGAAACAGCCUUCUCUCUCUCCUCUCUCCCCUUCCCCUCCCUCCCUUUCUGUCUCUCUCCCCUCUUCCCGAGAAAAAGUCAUCUCUUUGUUCCCUCUACCCAAGUGUCCCUUUAAGAACAGGCGCUGCUCUGAAAUGAGAUUAGCAGUAGAAAAAUGACACUAUGUUUUCAGCUUGAUCCUCCUGGUCCCUAGUCUGAGUCCAGUCUUCCCUCUCUGAAAUAGUAUUACACAACUGCAGCUGUCCGCACUCCACAGUAGGGAACUACCUGUGACACCUAGUCAGAAAGACAAGAUCUGGUGCAGACCACCAAACCAAGCCUUUCACUACACCAUCCUGCCCUAUGCUCUUGGUGUUAAUGAUCUCAAGAGACCCAUGUGGAAGAGAAGCUAUAGGAAGUAGGGGCCUCACCCUGAGGAAGGGCAGCUACCGCUUAACAGCUGCUGCUUAGGAUUCGCAUCUGCUUCCUCAUUUAUGGUGUGCCAGCUCCCUUCAGCUCGUGUCCAUGUUGUACAUGUAGGCUCCACUUAGCCUACACUCUCCAACAUCUCCAGGUCAAAGAAACACACGGAAGGGUAAGAGGGUACCCUUCAAAAUGAUCAUGUACCUCCUCUACAGGCUCCAGGGUGGGGUUGGGGGGGGGGGACUUAGUUUAAGGGAGUUAAGACUGCAGAAGGGCCAGAGAGUUGGGUAUAGGUUUGAGGCCUCAUCACUUACCCCAUAUACCCUAUCUGUGUACUCUGAUGCCCCCCAAGAUUCAGCUGGGCAGCUAGCUGGCCCAUAAUUCUGGGCCUUUGUCACUUAUUACUAGGACAUCCCAGGAAACUUUCCAGUGAUUCCCUGCCAUGGGCCCCUCCCAGGCCUUGUCCCCAGCCCCUCCUGCCCCAGCCCACCCGCUUGCCUUGGUGCUCAGCCCUCCCAUUGGGAGCAGGUUGGGGCAAGCUGGAGGCCCGGGCUGGAGGGACAGUGUUGCCGUUCAUAGCUUUUGUUCCAUUGAUGUUGCUCUGUUGAAUUUAAUUUCAGUCUUCCUGAUUCUUCCCUUCUGUAAAGUGUACAUUACCAAGUUCCUUGUUUUUUUAUAUACAUAUAUAUAUAUAAAUAUAUAUAUAUAUAUAUAUACAAACUGUACUCUUUUUGCCUUUGUACAUUCAGGCAAGAAGAGAAAAUAAAUCUUUUUAAGAGACAAUCACAAAUCUGUGAGGGCUGCUGGUUAUUUCUCCUGGAGUUUGCUGCUGAGCUGCUGCCUCCUCCCUCAGCUCCCUGUCUUUUCUCUCGCCCUGCUCCAUAUGCACCCUCUGCUUUACCUUUCCUGGCUGACAGUGAGCUGCUGAACCCAGUAUGCCGACUGCCUGCCCUGUAGCUUCUUCCUGCCCGGCAUUGUUUUCCAGCUUGGCCACUGGCUGAUCCUGUAUCCUUCCUGACCUCUUUUUUUUUUUUUAACCCUUAGCUCUCAUUCACCAAAGUGGCUUUGGACCCCUGGGUGCUCUGGGACCUGCCUCCCAGAGGCCCUUGGCUUUGGACAUUCAUUCAUCUAUGAAACUAUGCACCUGGGAGCUCUCUGCCUGAGAUUUUGCACUACUUAAACCUGCCUGGGUGUUAGAAUGAAAGGUUUUUAGGAACAAGUGGGAAAUUACCCACCACCCACCCACCCAGCACUCCACCCCACACUACCCCUACCCAUCCUAGCCUCAGAAGUCUGAUGGUUCCAGGACUAUGCCUGGACUCCCAUGGUUACCCUAUGCUAUCAAGGGCUAAGGAUCUAUUGGUAAGAGCUUUUGAGAUUCAAAUAGUGAUACUGUCUGAAACAGCAGCCCAGCCAAACCAUGUUCAUACUUGUCUUCUUUCCUUACCUUCUCUUCCCCCUUCCCCCUUUGUUUCUACUUCCUUUUCUUAAUUGGCUUUGGAAUUGAAGUAUAUUUUUAAAUUAUUUGUUGUAUUUAUUGAAUAAAGUUUUUAAUGUCCCUGUUCUUACA